This is a messenger RNA of Phaeodactylum tricornutum CCAP 1055/1, 1545 nucleotides long. RefSeq lists its product with no specific name. The coding region runs from base 64 to 879 and encodes 271 amino acids. The record is from RefSeq and is a predicted model, not a curated record. NCBI's taxonomy places the organism in Eukaryota, Bacillariophyta, Bacillariophyceae, Surirellales, Neidiaceae. The transcript has a single exon.
GUCGUCUUUAUCUUCUGAUACAGUUCAGCCUUGUCCGUUUCCACCGCAGGCAGCGUAUUGAUCAUGUUUGGUUGGUUGUGGAAGAACGUCUUUGGCGGCGAGGACCUCGAGAAGAAGCCCAAGGACGUUUCCACUGAUCAAAGGGGGCAUGCCGUACCCAAGUCGACGCUGGUACCUUCCUCUACCGAAACGGGGGCGACUCUGUCUUCAGGUACACCAGUAGUGUCGCCGCCGCGAUCACAAAAAACUUCUGUGAAAGACCCACAAACUUCGUUGACGAAAAAGCGCAUGUCCGAAAGUCAAUCGUCGUCUGGAGGAAAGAAAGCGAGAACUUUGAUUUCAUCACCGGCGCGCAAACCGUCCAAGAGCGACCCUGUUUCCGAGGCGUGGGAAGCGAAUUUUGCCAAAGUGAGAGAGCUUUUCGAGUUGCACCACUCUCUUGAAAACUUUUCAGCGCAUUGCAAGGAUGACACGCUAGUUUCUUGGGUAGAAGAUCAACAGAAGCAGUACGAAAACGACAGAGCAAACAGCUCCUUCAAAAAGAGCUUUGUUGCCAGAAAUCAGUUUGUUCGGCUUGUCGAUAUUGGUGCCAUCCAGUUGUUAUCCCCUCGUCAAGACGUCACGAUAGACAGAGACUUUGAUGUCAUGCUUGGCAAACUCGCCGCGUUCAACGAGACCCACAAGGACGCUUUGGUCCCUCCACAGUUUGAGGACCAGGAACUCGCCAAGUGGGUCAAAAGUCUCAGGAGCAAAUGGGGGCGUUUGCGUCGCGGCACAAGCUCCAAUUUUUCCGUUCACCAGAUGGAAAAGCUAAACGCGAUUGGUUUUGAAUUCACGUGUUCUCGGGGUCGCCCGCGUGACUUCACCAAAAAAGAGUAGGAAGGAGACAACACCGUUCGUAAAGGCGGUUGGAUUCAACAGAUGAGAGAGGCGGGCAACAGGUCUGACGGUAGAUGGAUGAAUCCCAAUUUGACGAAUAAGGUUAGAUCCAAAGAAUCAAAAGUAAAUGCAAUGCAAAUUAAAACUUGUAAAGAAUCCCCAACGUGAAGUAUGCUACUACCGCCGUCUCCCAAGGGAUGGGCGAAAAUAUCGAUGUCCAGCAGAUCUACCUUCACAUUAAUUUUCAUGGAAAGGCACAUUACAAUUUUAAAAUGCUUGACAAGUGAAACCUUCAACGUACGCAAGCAUUUCGAGUUAUGAUGUAUUCCGCACAAAGUGCCAUACUGCGGAAAUAUUCAAACGGUGUAUGCUUGUCUGGAAUCCCAAUCUCACAAUCGUCAUUGCUGACCCAAACGCCACCUUUUUUUAUCCAGCUUUUCUCCGACAAAAAUUGCAAAGGAAGCUGGGGAACAGAAAUCCCUGAAGACGUCUCAACGUGCUUCGCGUAGUAUCCUUCGCUUGACUGUGAGGAUUUCUGAAUCAAGUCAAUCUUGUUUUUGGUUGAUAUUUCCGUCACUGCUCUUGGCUUCCCUUCCUUUUGUAGGUUGGCUCACGGACAAUACCUUUUCUCUAAAAGGAAGAAUCGCAUUCUUUUGAUGGUGGCUG